This is a messenger RNA of Trachymyrmex cornetzi, 2336 nucleotides long. Its product is annotated as ATP-binding cassette sub-family G member 5. NCBI's taxonomy places the organism in Eukaryota, Metazoa, Arthropoda, Insecta, Hymenoptera, Formicidae. Gene Ontology annotation, biological process: transmembrane transport. The record is from RefSeq and is a predicted model, not a curated record. The coding region runs from base 348 to 2225 and encodes 625 amino acids. The transcript has 6 exons. Gene Ontology annotation, cellular component: plasma membrane; ATP-binding cassette (ABC) transporter complex. Gene Ontology annotation, molecular function: ATP binding; ABC-type transporter activity; ATP hydrolysis activity.
UUGAACCCUCUCACCUUUCCGCCUCGCGAUCGCUAGGACCUCGGACACGUUAAUGUGAAAACGCGCGAAGGAAGUAACGACGCAAAACGCUUUUGCUUUUUAUUAAAGGAAAUGAAAGGAAACACGCGCGCGCGUCUUGAGAAAUCUAAAUAAAGAUACUCGUAUCUUUAGUGAAAGAAGAAGAGAGAAGGAGAGGAGAAGAUGGAGAAGGCGUAGACAGACACCGGAGACUUUGCACUUUGUAUUGAAAUUAGAUUGUACUGGCAUAACGGAAAUUUAAUGCAAGCUCCGCAGAUGUUACUUGAGGAAUGUAACUGUGGGCACCGAAAGUAAUACCGAUUCUCAAGAUGCUUCCAUCUGAUUGCGUUUUGGACAUAUCCAACGUGUUUCACUCCACCUCGGUAGUGAUCGAAGGAACCUGUCUCAAUAAAUCCGAACCUACCGCAGUGCUUAGAGAUGUAUCAGCUCGCGUCCACGGUGGAGAAGUUCUGGCUAUUCUAGGAUCAAAGGGUUCCGGCAAACGAGCGCUUCUCGAUGUCAUCGCUGGAAGAGCGGAGGGCGAGACGAGGGGACGAGUUACCCUGAACGGCAACCUGCUGACUCCGGAGUUGUUCCGGCGUCACGGCGGUUACGUGGCUCACAGGUGUCACCUGCUACCGAGUUUGACGGUUCGCCAGACCUUGAUGUACGCCACGUGGCUCGCCAAUCUAAACAAUCGCGAGGCCCGAGUGCGACAGACUCUCGCCGACCUGGCGCUCUCGCAGGUCGCCAACCGGUCGGUGAACGAUCUCACCAGGCCGGAAUAUCGGCGGCUGAUGCUGGGAGUGCAACUUGCCAAAGAUCCGACUCUGUUAUUGUUGGACGAGCCAACCUGGGACACCGAUCCCCUCAACACAUAUCUCAUCGUCUCGAUGUUGUGGUCUUACGCCACCAGACGCGGCUCCAUUGUCGUCCUCACUAUGGAAACACCUAGGUCUGACGUGCUACCGUUUGUUAGUCGCGUAACGUUGCUGUGCCUGGGUGCGGUGGUUUAUUCUGGACCCACCAGGAGCAUGUUAGAUUAUUUUACCUACAUCGGCUUCCCGUGUCCGGAACUGGAAAAUCCGUUGAUGUAUUACCUAUGCUUGUCGACUGUCGAUCGCCGCUCCAGAGAUCGUUUUUUGGAGUCUAAUCAGCAGAUAUCGGUCUUGGUCGAGAAAUUCAAGGUGGAUGGAGUCCUUUACAUGAAAGAAGGACCGCAAAUGCCUCAUAGUAUGAAAGAUACGACUCUUGGUAUUAUGCACAAGGGCUUAGGACGUGGAAUUAAACCCGGAUGCUUUUCGACUCUUUUGGCGCUAUAUUUACGAAGUAUGGCGGCUACAUUUUCGUUCAAUAAGAUCGGCCUGGGACACUUUGCUGCUCGACUGCUAUUACUGCCAUUCGUCGUUGCUCUAAUGAGUAUACUGUAUUCACAUUCAAGUCCCGUACAAUCAAGAAUUUUCUUGCAAACCGGCGGCUUGAUCUUCAAUGUCUUGACGUUGUUUUACGUAGCCGGAAUAGUCGCGACAUCCCUUUUAUUUCCAGGUUUUCGAGCAAGAUAUUACCAAGAGAAACGAGAGGGUCUCUACGGCGGCGCGAUGUUCUUGACCGCAUACACCAUGCUGAGUCUUCCAUUGAGUUUCAUAUCGACGCUGAUAACAAUCGGGAUUUUGAUUCCCAUUUUGGAACUGGACCUCACCUCGUGGGCGUACGCUUCCGGCAUUCUGUGGUCCAGUUACGUGGCAGCCGAGCAAGUGACGGUGGCUGUAUUGAUGGUGAUCGGUAGACCCAUAACCGGUGCCAUUACAGUACUGUACAUGACCCUGUUAUCUUUGGUAGUUGCGUCAGGUGCGAUUCGUAGCUUGAAGAACUUACCCUAUUGGUUGGCGAUGGUGACGACCGCAUUACCAACAAGAUAUGCAUCUCUUGCGUUGAACCAGUUGGUGAUCGAUACUUCCCUUCUAUCUAAUUUACCCUACAACGAGAGUUUCACCUGUCCGGGUGUACCUGAGCUUUGCAGAUACCCUGAUGGCAAAACUUAUCUGAUAGAACGUUUCACUAGAGAGGGCGAAAACAUCCAAGAGGUAUUAAGUGUAGAUCUGAAUCUGCUGAUCUCUCUAGCGUUUGCCGUCGGACUUAUUAUAUUGAAUAGCGUUUUGUAUCUGUUGCCACUACCUGCCAGAGUGAAGGCAAAAUUCAGAGAAUGAUGGAUUGUUGAACGCUCCUGAAUAGUUGCGGCGACCAUGUUGGAAUCGUGACGUCAUAAAGACAAUUUGGCCAAAUCUAAAUGACAAGAUCACUUUAAAACAUUUGUAAAA